CAGACACAAUGGAAGUCCAUGGCCAUGCAUCCUCUCUUCCAAAGGUGCAAGGAGAGGUGGAGACCGUUCGCCCCUUCCGAUCAGUUAAGGAGGCCGUUGCCGUCUUCGGCGAACAACAACAACAACACUUUCUCACCGGCAGUGCUUCUUCUCAGAAGGCCAACAACACUAGGCCCAAAGUGAACUCCAUUCUCAGGCCAAUUCAAUCAAAGCCAAUCCACUCCAGUGUUUCCUCCUCCCCGAAUUCCUGCCCUUCUUCUUCGGAGACGACUGCCUUCGGCUUUCUGCGAAAAUUGGAGGCCGAAGUCGAGGAGAUAAAGCGGGAGCUGAUUCAUAUGAAGGAGAGGGAGUCUGAAACAAGCAAAGCAAUUGCCACUCUCAGUUGCCAACUACAAAACAGAAGCUCCAAAUUAGAAGCAACAGAGAGUUCUCUGUCAGUAGACCAGUGGCAAGAGAUCAGAGCAGCAAAUUUAGAAGAAAGGUUCGAGUAUCUACCGAGUUUGCGCGAAGCAUUAAGCAUCGCCGAGAUGGAAGACCAAUUUGGCAGGAGGAGACGGAUUAAGGUGCAGAAGAAGAAGAAGAAGAAGCCCAUUGUGCCACUGGUAAGUGAAAUCUUCCACAGGAAGAAAAGAGACGCCAAUGGAGAUCUCACCAGCUCUUUCUACAGUACUCGUUCCUCCAUUUACAGCUUCACUUAGUGUUUGCUCUACAUCGAUUUUGUUGGUUUAUGCAAACUUCUGGUUUGGAUCAUCUCUUGUUCUUUCUAUUUGAUGAAUAAAUUUUUCUUCUUCUUUUUUUUUUUUACAAGA
This is a messenger RNA of Zingiber officinale, 809 nucleotides long. RefSeq names its product WEB family protein At1g75720-like. Bases 9 to 698 code for a protein of 229 amino acids. NCBI's taxonomy places the organism in Eukaryota, Viridiplantae, Streptophyta, Magnoliopsida, Zingiberales, Zingiberaceae. The transcript has a single exon. The record is from RefSeq and is a predicted model, not a curated record.